AAGCUAAAUUAUAUUGGUUGCACCAAAAGUUUUGUGCAACUUAGAGAAUUAAUAUUAAAAAGAGAGAACAAACUUUGAGAAAGUCUGUUAAUAAGGUUUUAGAAGAGAAGAAAAUCUAGAGGCCACAAGAACUUGUGGCUGAGAAUCAAACCAAGUAGCUGACGUGGCAUCCACCUCUCAUUUAAGCGGAUCAAAAUCAUAGACGUCGUUUAAUGCCAAGUUCAGAACACUCUCCCUUGCACCUCCAAAAGAUACCAACAAUUUUCUCGCGCCUUUUCUUUUCUUUUCUUCUGUUUGCUUGGCUGCCCGGAAAGUAGAGGGGAAUAAAAAAUGCUGGAAAGUAAGGACCCGGCUAUCACGCUGUUCGGAAUGAAGAUUCCUUUGCCGUGCGAGAACGAGGCUCCGGCUGUAUCCGGUGAUGAUUUGGCUUCUCAGCCUUCGGAGAGAGAAGUGGACAAUGAUGAUGAUGAAGAACCAGAGAAGGAUUCAUCAGCGAGAUCAGUGAGUGAUGAGGAUUCAGAACAAGAAGGUGAUCUUUGUCCACAAACUGACUAUUCAAGAAAUCUGGAUUCUAUACCAGGGUCAUCUAGUGUCAACCCCAAGACGCCGUCCAUAAAUGAAGAAAGUUCCAAAUCAAAACUCCAGAUGACAGACAAAGAACAUGGUGAUGCCACCAAUACUAAUAACUCCCAAGAGAAAACCUUGAAGAAGCCAGAUAAGAUUCUUCCAUGUCCUCGUUGUAAUAGUAUGGACACUAAAUUCUGCUACUACAACAACUACAAUGUCAACCAACCUCGUCAUUUCUGUAAAGCUUGCCAAAGAUAUUGGACUGCCGGUGGCACCAUGAGGAAUGUCCCUGUGGGAGCAGGGCGUCGCAAGAACAAGAACUCUGCUUCCCAUUACCGCCACAUAAGCAUUUCAGAGGCUCUUCAUGCUGCCAGAAUCGAUGCUUCCUCGAAUGGAUCACACCACACUGGAUUGAAAACCAAUGGUAGAGUCCUCAGCUUUGGCAUAGAUUCCCCCAUUUGUGAUUCCAUGGCUUCUGUUUUGAAUCUUGCUGAUAAGAAGGUCUUAAGUGGAAACCGAAACGGGUAUUAUAAAACGGAAGGUAAAGAAAACAACGGUGAUGAUUGCUCAAGUGUAUCUUCUGUAACGAUUUCAAAUACAACGGAUGAAACAGGCAAAAAUUGCCCCCAAGAGCCUCAAAUGCACAACAUCAAUGGCCAGAGAUUCCCUUCCGUGCCAUGCCUUCCUGGUGUUCCAUGGCCUUAUCCUUGGAAUUCAGGAGUCCCUCCACCAGCUUUCUGCCCUCCAGGAUUUCCCAUGUCGUUUUAUCCUGGAGCUUAUUGGAACUGUCCUGUCCCUGGCACUUGGAACGUUCCGUGGUUUACACCACAACCUUCUUCUCCAAACCAGAAGUCUCCAAGCCCGGGUUCAGGUUCGAAUUCACCUACGUUGGGAAAGCAUUCGAGAGAUGGAGACACUCUCAAUUCAGACAGUUGUGAGAAUGAAGAGCCUCCAAAGCAGAAAAAUGGUAGUGUUUUGGUUCCAAAAACAUUGAGAAUUGACGACCCGAGUGAGGCCGCCAAGAGUUCGAUAUGGGCAACUCUUGGAAUAAAGAAUGAUUCCAUCAGUGGAGGAGGGAUGUUCAAAGCCUUCCAGUCAAAAACUAAUGACAAGAAAGGCAUAGCUGAAACCUCUCCCGUACUUCGAGCUAACCCUGCAGCCUUGUCUAGAUCCCUCAACUUUCAUGAGAAUUCCUAAACCAGUUUCUAAACUUGGAUUUUUUUCUCAUUUAGAUGGAGAUUCAACUCAUUUGUUAAGAGUUUGAAUUAGUGAUCAUCAUCAAGCUGUGUGUUAUCUGAUUCAGCUUGAUGGGUUAAUCUGACUGAUAUGAAGAACUGGAGGGAGAUUGGUUGUUAAACUCUCUUGGUCCCUCAGCUUGAUAGAGGGAACUAAUGUAGGAUAUAAGCUUUAGUGGCAGCUAAUUUUGUUUUUGUAACAUUAUGCACAGUUGGCUUCUGAUAUUCUUAGCUUUGUUGGGUUUGUGAUCAUGUAAAUAUCUCUUUAUAUGUGAAAUAAUGCGAGAGUUAAAAGGUAAAUCUUUUAAUUUCCAAAAAAAGAUCCAGCUUUCAUUCCUAAAUUAACUUUUUCUUUUAUAUCCCUUGAUUCUUGGCUCAAUAACCAACAAGGAACUAGUUUUUGAUAGCUAAACCUCUCAAAAGGGUAUCGUUUUCUCUUUUGGGAAAUCAAGAAAAUGCUCAUUAAAUUUGAAAAGGCAGAUCAGAGGCGAUAUUUAAAGAAACAAAAAAUAAAUAAAUAAAUAACUUUGGUCAUACAUAUAUGUAUUAUACAUAUCAGUUCAAGCCAAAGUUAAAACAGUUCUAAUACCACCUUAUGCUUCAAUGAGAAGAAAAAAAAAAGUUGUGGGGCUAAAUGGUGACAUACCACCAAAACUGAAGUAGAUAAACAUGAAUAAAAUUCCAUGAAGGCCAAGUUGCUUUCCUUUUCAAACAGAAGGGAUCCAAACAACUUGCAAUAAAGUUGUAUUGGAGACUUUUUAGUCCUUAAUUUUUUCCUUUUCCCUCACCGUAUUCCCUUUUAUUUCACAUUAUCUUCUAGUAUCAAUUGGGUUUGUAAUAAAUUCUUGAAUGGAAAAAAUCAAUGUCAAAAUCAAGCAAGUGACUCCACUUUUCCAAGUGGCCUUGGCAAUAUUAGAAUUAUUAUGUAGCAUUAACCUA
Cannabis sativa is the source of this 2741-nucleotide messenger RNA. RefSeq names its product cyclic dof factor 3. The record is from RefSeq and is a predicted model, not a curated record. The transcript is spliced from 2 exons. NCBI's taxonomy places the organism in Eukaryota, Viridiplantae, Streptophyta, Magnoliopsida, Rosales, Cannabaceae. Gene Ontology annotation, biological process: regulation of DNA-templated transcription. Gene Ontology annotation, molecular function: DNA binding; DNA-binding transcription factor activity. The coding region runs from base 331 to 1764 and encodes 477 amino acids.